Messenger RNA from Paramecium sonneborni, 460 nucleotides. NCBI's taxonomy places the organism in Eukaryota, Ciliophora, Oligohymenophorea, Peniculida, Parameciidae. The record is from the annotation of a GenBank genome assembly.
AUGAAUUAAAGUAUAAUCUCAGACUAAAUCGAAUAGAUUGAAGAUGAUUGCAUAUUCAUCUCUAAGUAUUAUCUUUAUCAUAAUUAGCAUUAAUGAGAUAAGUUUAACCUCUAAAGUUGUAGAAUAUUAGAUGAUGCCAAAUCACAACAAUUUAUUAACUGAUCAUAUCAAUGUAAGAUCUGUGAGAUAAAUUCCUCUCAAAAUUUAGCCAAAAGAACCUCCAGAAUCCCCAAAGGAGAUAAAAUACUUUAAAAGCGCAAUUAACAUUAGAAUACCAAAUACUUUAAUGGAUUAAAGGAAAAAAUAGUUAUAGAUACCAAAAUGUAGAAUCUCACAUAGAUAUAAAUCAGAAGUAUAAAGAGCACGCCCUAAAUCAGCUUUAAAAAAACAAAGGAACAAUUCUUUUUUUAAAACUGAAAAAUCUGUAAGAUUUAGAAUUGAUAAUCAUUUAAAAUUUUGA